AUGGAGUACAGUGAAGGUAAGCAGAGGAUAGGUGGGUGGGUGGGAAAAUCUUUCGAUAAUGUUACUCUGUCGACAUCUCAGAGUAAAUUACGUUAUUUUGCAUGAACUCGUGCAUGUUAAGUGCCAAUUAGGAUGGGCUGUGUUGUGCCCUAUGAUUGGUCAAAGCCCAGAACAGAGUCGUACAAGGUUUUCAAUUGGUUCACAGUGUGUUUCACGGUUUGUUCACGUGAAUGUGUGCUAGCUGGCAGAAGAUGAUCUUUGACCUAUCUGUCAAGACCUUAGACCUAACUGUCAAAGAUUAGGUUGAUAUAAACCAUAUCUACCUCCUCAUCUUACCAUCACACCUUGUCUCAUUAACUUAAAUUUAUAUAGGCUAUAAAUUUGCUUUAAUGACUCAAGUUGUUGAUUUUUUCCCUCCACUUUCUCGACAAACACAAUAUUAAACACAAUCAUUUAUUUUUGUGGGAGAGGGGUUCGGGGUUGUGAAGAGUCCAUUUACAGUAUAUGACAAGCAUCAUGCCUACUCAUAUGUCACACCCUAUUAGCUGCACUGAUUCUGAACUGGCACUGAUAAUCUGACCAAGAUUCACUUGGACAGUCCUAACCUGACCAACUGGAGCACGAAACCCCAGUAUGGACAGUCCUUACCCUGACCAAUCGGAGCACAAAACCCCUAUGGACAGUCCUUAACCUGACCAAAGGCACAAAACCCAUAUGGCCAGUCCUUAACCUGAACAUGGGGGGUAAACCCCCAUGGACAGUCCUUAAAUUUAGAUAUAUUAUGUGUGACAUAUAUUGAGUCUAUGGGCCUGAAGUUGACAUUUUAUGGAGACUUCAUCCCCACAAAUACACAGAAUGUGUAUUCCCCAUAGACGAACCCUCCCCCCGAAACGUUGUUAGUUAUUUAGCGGUUACCACAUUUGUCAAAGUGGCUGAUACCCCAGAUAGAGUUGCAAGACAGCUGCUGCCAGAUGACAGUUAGACAUAUAUUUGAGCGUUACCAUCACUCAUACUAUAGCUGGAUAAUCAGGGAGGCCAGAAAAAACCUGGAAUAUACAGGAAACCUGGAUGGGGCCAAGACAACCAGCAGCUUCCCCACAAAGCUUCUAUCUUACAAGUUCUUAAUUGGAGGGUUGGUAACACGACAAACAAAGCUCACCAUCAAGGCACAUAAUUAUUUAUUUUAUUUAUUUAUUUUUAAAUGUAAAUGUGUUCAUUAAGACGUUUUGCAUUAAGAUUUUGUUAACCACUCUUAUUUUAUUUCAAUUAUGAUUGGUGGAACUUUCCUGAGUUGUGUGACAUUACUCUCAGAAAAAUAGCUUGUUCAUUAGUUUAAUUCGAAAUAGCAGGGCCAAAAUGCAAUUCAGGUGCUUAUAACCAGUGUUGUGAUCGAACAUCCAAUCAUGCAUUCAUGAUAUUAGCAGAAAUUGUAAAAUAUGUAUUUGGUAGAUUAAAUAUAUCAUGCAGUUAAAUGAUAGUACAUCAACGGAUUUUCAAUUUUCAUGAGUGUAGGCAUGCAUGGUAAUGUUAGUGACGUACCAAUCUUUCAUGAUAUCCAUCUUGCCGACUUAUCGCAAAUGUAGAUAAAUAUAUAUGUGCAAAGUUUGAAAUCUUAAAUUUCGUUAACAAAUGAGCUUGCUUUCUUAUGUUUUGAACAGUAAAGUAUUGACAAUGUUGCAGGUCCAAUUAAUGUUAGGUUUUGUUAGUUGACCUGUAUCUAGGGACGCAAAGCCUCAUUGAUAUCAUUAACUCGACGAAAGACACGCAAAAUCACUGUUUCUUAUUGGCUGUCUUAACGCAAAAUAGCAAGAUUCGAUUGGCUGUUGCAUACAUUUCUUGUAUGCUAAAUAUGUUGUUCUGAGUUAUUCGUUUUGUAAUUUGCAUGGUCUUGAAAAAGAGGUAAUAAAUCAUUACUAUAUGCAGAUAGUCAUUUUGACAGAUUAUGCUCGCAACCCACCGUUAAUCUGCCCAAUGGAAUUUGUCUUUAGUCUUUACUAUUAGUACAAAGAACAAUUUGUAUAGAUAGAAAACCUAUACUCGAGCUGCGUGCCAGUCAAAAUUGUACAUUACGCAAAGCAUAUUUCGUUCAGCUGGACAAAUUAAUUUUCGGGCUUGUCUGAUUGCCACUCUUGGUCUUGGAGGCAUGGCUCAAACUGUUUGUUAUAGUGCGUUUGCAGUCUGUACUGUACUACAAAAGUUCACAUAAAAUUAAGUUAUGCAUAUAUGAACUAAGUCUAGUGAUAUUAAAAAUAGGCCUACUAUAUAUCCCAACAGUAUAUCCAGUAUUGUGAGUUGCGGCAUUGUGAAAUGUACACGUUAAACUUUUGUGGCUUAAACGAAACCGCAGUUAUAGCUCACUCGCCGCUUUGCCUUUAAUUAAGGCUUUGGCCUGAAAGGAGUGAACGAGUUAUGACAUUGAGUUGCAUAAGAGUUCGCUUGUAUAUCUAUUCGAUCAUUCUUUCAUUCUUUAGUAGACGGUUCAGUUCAUAUAUUCAUGCAAAUUCUACCAAAUUUGUUUCAUGCAACGUGUAAUAAUUUUUGUCCUGGUACAACGUUUGAACAUUAAUUUUAUGUACGUCGAAUUGUGACAUGUCCUUUAAAAUCUUGUAGUAAUUACUUCAAUGCGGAAUGAUCUAUACUUUUAAGAUCAGUUAAUAACAACAUAAUUAUAUAUCUUUAUCUGCUAUUUCCGCGCACCCAUGUAUUACUCUCUAUAUAUUGAAUAAUAUAAUUCUCUUCAUCUGUACGUAACAGUAAAAUCUACACUUAGGUCGCUAUUAUGCACCUUAUUAGCACAUAUCCUUUAUGUAACCAAUCAAAUUUGAGAUUUUUGGCUAUGCAAAUUUUUUAACUGAAUAUAAGCUCGUUUACGUCCUUAGAUGAAUAUAAGCUCGUUUACGUCCUUGAACUAUUAACGUGCGCUCUGAAAAAGAAGUUUAUAAGUCUACUUUUGAACGAUUGAAUACAGUUCAACGUAAGAGCUGAUUGAAAACCCAAUCCAACGCCGAAUCUGAGGCGUAAUCUGAAGCCUAAUCAGCGGCUAACCUCAAGGUGGUAAUAAAAUUGUCAUUGGAAUUUUUGAUCGAGAAAUAAUACACCAGAAUGUAAAUGACCAGUGUGAAAUUGGCACCAUAUUCAACAACACGUUCACCACCACGUUCAAAAACACAUUCAAAAAAUGGCAACGGCUAAUUUCAAUCACUCAAAACGACAACUAUCAAAGCGCUAUUUUCUCUCACAAUAAACAUCCUAAUGCAGCAAAAACACCAUAGAAAUACGUAGAACGAAUUUAUCUUUAAUUUGAGCUAUCAAACUUAUAGCUCCAAGCAGUAUAAGGGCAACAAUUUCAUUUUUUCAUCAAAACAUAAAACUGGAUUUCUUAAAUUAAUUGAAAAAGUCGGGAAUACAAAACUAAUCGUACCUUAGCCUCUAUUCUGUCCGAUUUUUUCAAACUUCCAUAUAUUGUACAAUUUUAUAUGUACAUUCCUAUGACACUUCACACAAAUUAUGCACUUGAGCUUAAAGUACAGAAAAACGCACUCAAACUCAUGCAACUUUAGACGCGGAAAUAUAAAUUUUAUUACUAUAAUUAGAUUAUAUAUUGCGUUAUCAGGGAUGCCGUGAUAAACCUCAUAACUCAGCCUCAAUUCUGUCCGAUUUUUUCAAACUUCCACAUAUAGUACAAUUUUAUACGUACUUUCUUAUGCUACUUCAUUCAAAUUAUGCACUCGAGUUUAAAGUACAGAAAAACGCUCUCAAACUCAUGCAACUUUAGACGCGGAAAUAUAAAUUUUAUUACAAUAAUUAGAUUAUAUAGUGCGUUAUCAGGGUUGCCGUUUUAAAACUUCUCAUAACUCAGCCUCUAUUCUAUCCGAUUUUUUCAAACUUCCACAUAUAGUACAAUUUUAUACGUACUUUCUUAUGCUAUUUCAUUCAAAUUAUGCACUUGAGUUUAAAGUACAGAAAAACGCACUCAAACUCAUGCAACUUUAGUCACGGAAAUAUAAAUUAGAUUAGAACGUUAUCCGUGUAUUCUGUGUCCGUGUUGCCGUGAUAAACCUUCUGAUAACUCAGCCUCUAUUCUGUCCGAUUUUUUCAAACUUCCACAUAUAGUACAAUUUUAUACAUACUUUCCUAUGCUACUUCAUUCAAAUUAUGCACUCGAGUUUAAAGUACAGAAAAACGCACUCAAACUCAUGCAACUUUAAACGCGGAAAUAUAAAUUUUAUUACAAUAAUUAGAUUAUAUAGUGCGUUAUCAGGGUUGCCGUGAUAAAACUUCUCAUAACUCAGCCUCAAUUCUAUCCGAUUUUUUCAAACUUCCACAUACAGUACAAUUUUAUACGUACGUUCCUAUGCUACUUCAUACAAAUUAUGCACUUGAGUUUAAAGUACAGAAAAACGCACUCAAACUCAUGCAACUUUAGUCGCGGAAAUAUAAAUUAGAUUAGAACGUUAUCCGUGUUGCCGUGAUAAACCUUCUGAUAACUCAGCCUCUAUUCUAUCCGAUUUUUUCAAACUUCCAUAUCUUGUACAAAUUUAUAUGUACUUUCCCGUGGUAUUUCACUCAAAUUAUGCACUUGAAUUGAAAGUACAGAAAAACGCACUCAAACUCAUGCAACUUUAGUCGCGGAAAUAUAAAUUAGAUUAGAACGUUAUCCGUGUUGCCGUGAUAAACCUUCUGAUAACUCAGCCUCUAUUCUAUCCGAUUUUUUCAAACCCCCAUAUAUUGUACAAUUUUAUACGCAGUUUCCUAUGAUAGUUCAUUCAAAUUAUGCACUUAAGUUGAAAGUAUCGAAAAACGCACUCAAACUCAUGCAAGAUUAGAUUAUAUAGGAAAAAUUCAAUUUCCCAAUAGGCAAUGCCAUCCUAGCCCACGCACAGGCAUUGCUCUGGGUACGAGAUUGGAUGCAUGGCUGCCACACUGAACGCUAUAAGAUGAACUGUGUUCAGCCAUUUCAAUCUGACUUCAACAUCGUGAGCUUGGGCUUCCUGUGGAUGAACGUUUUUCUAAAUUGCACGUGUCAAUUGACAUGUGUAAAUUUAAAUGUUCAAGCUCAUUAACUUUUUUAACAUUCCUGUUUAUACCAUUGUUGCAAACAGAUCAAAUUUUGAGAUUAUAAAUAUCUAUAUAAUCGUUUGAUUUGAAAAUUUUACCCUUGAAGAAUAGGAGCUAAAGAAUGGUAAGCAAACUUUGCUUUUAAGUUUUUACAUGUUUAUUGAAUAUUGUAACUAACUUGAGAGAUUUUUCUCAUAUAGGAAUUAAAAUAGGAAUUCAUGUAAAUUAAAUUUUGAUCGUAUAUCCAAGUUUGAUGUCCGAUUUCAUCUGUUUUUGUUUUGUGUAUUUGAAGUGCAAAUAUGUAAUUUACCGUUAAGUUUAUCAAAAAGUAAAACGCCGAUAUGAUUUCAAGACAAAACUACCUGAAAUUGUUUCUGCCUUGAACGAAUGUGAAGGAGACAUAACUGAUUGUUGGCAUAAUGAAAACUCGCUGUGGGGAAAUGUGUUGCGCAAAUGUGGAUAUCCUAAUACUGAUAAAGCGAGAAAAGCAUUGUAUAUGAUGUGGCGGAAAAACUGGGGUUGUAUCAGAGAAAAAUACCAAGAACGGUUUGAAUCGGCCAAAAAAUUGGAUGCCAACAAUAAGGUAAGUACAAUAUUUGUUGAAGAUUGCCUCCAUCGUUUGACCAUACAAAUUCACGUACAAAUUAAAAUCACAAAAAUAAAUUCACAAUGACGAUGUACAGUUUGAUGUAUGUAUAAUAAAUAUAUUAGGACAAAAUAAACAAAUUUAACAAAUUACAGGUUCACUUAGGUUCUCUUCGCUCGCAGUUUCACAAUGUCACGCUCCCGAGUAAGAUCAUCUCAACACUAUAAACGUACGCGUUUCAUGCACAUGCCGAUAUUUCGUAAUGCCUUUUGUAACAGGCACACAUUGACGCGAACUUUAUACAAGUUGGAACCCCUUGGUACAAGUUGCCAAUGUACUGGUACCCCUUGACACAAGUUGUCAAAGUACCGGUACCCCUUGGUACAAGUUGCCACCUUGCAUGACCGACCUAGUUAUAAUAUCCUAAAGUUUAACUAUAUAUGUAAAGUAAUGAUAUACAGUUUUAGAAUAAAUUUUGCAUAUCAAAUAAGCUUUCGCCCGUUCUGAUUGGCUAGUUGACUAGUAAAUCUGAGGCAUUAUAUAGUAGCAGCCUAGUAAAUAAUGCUUUUUAAAAGGCCGAUUCGGCAAAUUUGGUUUCAAAAUCGACAAAUGAUUGAAAAAAUCGUAAAAUGUUGCCAUUUAACUUGAAAGGUAGGAUUAUGUUACUGUGUCAAACAUAUUCACGGACAUUUUAAAACUUAUUUAAAACUCCGCAUCCGGAGUUUUUGUUUUCAAAGUUCAAACAAAUAGAAAAAAGUAUCCCAGCUGUUGGGAAAAACCGUGAUAUUCUUUUUAAAACAAUUUUGUUUUGUAUUUUGUAAAUAUUUCAAUUUGUACGAUACUAUUUCUUUUGAUAUGUCGUGUUUUCAUUGACGCUGUAUUGUACUAUUGUGUUUUUUGAAACUUGUGACGUGAAAAGUGUAAUACUAACUUUCAUAUUUCAAACGAUAUAGUUUUACAUUUCUUAGAAACUAUUUUUUAAUUCUAAGUCUGGUGAAAAAAGUCAUCCCAUCAUUGUGUUUAUAUUCUAAGCAGAAAUCGAGAAAAACAACUUUGCAUUGUAUAUUAACAAAGCAAUAAAGUCACACAGGAAGCCAUUUUGAAAGCGUUCGUGUACAAGAAACACUGCAACACUAAAACAGUAACCGUAAACCAGUCGAAAACAGUUUAUUAGUCUGAAUUCUAAUUAAACUAAUAGUUGGAUAACUCGGAUAUUUUGUUUUAUUCAUCAAAAAUUUAUACUAAUUAAAACAAUUAUUCGGCUCAGUGAUACGGUGAAUAUUCACCUCGUCUGACCUCGACUUCGUCUCGGUGAAUAUUCCCCGGACUGUCACCGGUAAUCACUUCGGCGAAUAAUUGUUAAAUGUCAACACGAAUGGAAAUUGGGAAAACGAGAAAUUGUGUUUUUUUCGAGUUUUCCCAAUUUCCACGAGUGUUAAUAUAACUAUACAGGGUGUAUAAAAAAAACUGAACAGAUUUGAAAUUGCUCUCAAUUUCGCAAAACACCUGUUUGUAUCCGGUUUAUAUAUAUAUAUAUAUAGCUUCUUUGGGUACUUAUAAUGUCGAAUAAUGAAAAAAUGUCUCAAACUCAAAUUUUGUGGACCAGGGGGGUGUGUCUUUUCCAACAGACUAAAAAUGGCUCGCGCACAAAUUUUAAAACAUGUAAUCAUAUUUUGAUUCAAAUUUCAGACAAUUUGGUUUAGUUUAAGGUAAAUAGUUAAAAGUAACUAUUUAUUUUAUUCUAAAAAAUCAGCUUUUCGCAUGCUUAAUUAAGGCCUUUACCUAAUUUGCAUAUUGCUGACAUAUGCAAAUUAGGCAAAUGCAUUAAGCAUGCGAAAAGAUGAUUUUUAGGAAAAAUGCAUGUAACUUUGCGUGAAUAGUUAAAGGGCUUAAACAAAACCAAAUUGUCUGAAAUUUUGUAGAGUAAUUAACAACCCGGCAAAUGUUCCAUCUAUUAACUCACAAUAUGAUUACAACUUUUAAAAUUUGUGCGCGAGCCAUUUUUAAUUUGUUGGAAAAGACACACCCCCUGGUUCACAAAAUUUGAGUUCAAGAAUUUUUUUUCAUUAUUGUACAUUAUAAGUACCCAAAGAAGCUAUAUAUAUAAAAAAACAGAUACAAAUAGGUGUUUUGCGAAAUUGAGAGCAAUUUCAAAUCUGUUCAGUUUUUUUUAUACACCCUGUAUACAAUACGGAAAAAGUUUAUAUUUGUUUUAUAAUAUAGCAUAAAGAAAUAUAAAGAAAGAAAUUUUCUAGCCUGAAAACAGACCUACGGGCGAAACGUAGGUCUCAGGGCCUAUAUAAGGCUAGAAAUUUUGUGACGUUUCCGUGUUGACAUUGAGUUAUAUCAACACGGCUCUUAGCCAGUCAGCGUUCAGAAUUUACAAAUGCUAUAUUAUAAAUAUAUAUAAAAGCUUGAUCAACCUAAAAUCGCAAUCGCUAUAUAUAACUAACAUUAGGGGUUGGGAUAAAACACGGAUGCGGACGGACGGACAGACACGCAGACGGACGGACGGACAAAAGGGUUAAAAUGCGGAUGCGGACAAAAGGGAUAAAUGCGGAUGCGGACAAAUUACGAUUUUUGUAAUUCUUAUAACACAUGCGCAUAAAAGAAAACACGUAUAAAUCCUGGAUUCCUGGGAUUUUUACGAUUAGGUUUCAACGGUCGGUCGCUAUCGUGCGUGUGUAUAAAGGUCCAUACAAACCGGACGCGAUUUGGCAACGCGACGCGAAUUUUCAAUUUUCAAUGAAGUCUAACUUCAAUAUUUUUUUAUGUUUUUCAAAUAUUCGGAAACCACUUAAGCAAUUUUAGCUAUUUGGUCUGGAUAUCUUGUAAAUUUUUAUCCAUUGACCGUUUCAUUUGUUUUUAAAAACUGAAAAUUCGCGUCGCGUUGUCGAAUCGCGUCCGGUCUGUAUGGACCUUAAUAGUUUAUGAAUUAAGAAAAACCUAUGAAAUAAGACAUAUCUACUCUUACUUCUUUUAGGGAGAUAACUUGCAAAUACUGGUACCAACAUGUAAUUCUUUUUCAGUUUUAGAGGACGAAUUGGUAAGUUAAAUUUUUAAGUUUCUUAAUUAUAAAAAAGCUGAUUUAGGAUAUUUGUAUGCCCACAAUAAAAAUAAAAUAUAAUUAGCCUCACUGAUUGUCAAUUGAAUUGUCAAUAAAAUAACUAUAGGCCGUUGGCCAAACUUAUUUCGCUUCGUGGCACCCAUGUCGGAAGCAUGCUUGGUUGGUGGUUUAUUUGAAAGGCAUAUGGGUACAUUACUGCCAGAAAAAUUCCGAAGCAAAAAAGUUGCACAAUACCAAGAAAAUGGGUGAUCAAUGAUUAUCCUCUAUUAAAUUGUGUUACAGCGAAUGGGAAAUUUUGUAUUCAUUCAAUUGACUUGCAUAAUCGGAAAACAUAAAAAAACGCAUAUAAGACUGCGUACUAGGCCAGAAACGCGUUUUUGACAGCGGAAAACUCGAAAACAAAAUUACUUUUCUAGGCACUUUUUUGUACAACGGCCCACGGCCUAAACCCACUAUGUAGAGAAAUUAAGUUCGUUUGAUGGAACGAAUUAAUAAUUCUGUUUCAUAUUCACACUGCCGUAUUUAGCUAUUUAAUUAGAGCCAACAGCUAUUUCAAUUAAGGUUGUCCAGGAGCAAAGCGGAAAAGUCGAAUACGAACGCGAAUAGCUGCUGGGAAUCGCUAACAAAUUAAUGAUUUUUCAAUGUCAGUGAUUCCCAGCAGCCUUUCGCGCUCGUAUUCGACUUUUCCGCUUUGCUCGUGGACAACCUUAAUUGAAAUAGCUGUAUACAUUCACAUGCAGACCAACCAAGACCAACUGGAAUAAUCAGUUUUCUAAUCAGUUUUCAUUAAUUUUCUAAUGUAUUUUUAAUUUUCUAAAUAUUUUCCGUCCUGCAUUUAGUAUAAGGGCAGAAAAAUAACUAAAUGAAAUAUUUUCCGUCCAACGACAAAGAAUGUUUACCUAUAGACAGUAUAUCCUACUUUCUUACAUUGACUGAAAGACGGCUUGUGGCACAGGAUCAACUACGAAGAAAUGCAGCAAGUCUCAAUAUAAAUCCUAUUGACGAUUACAAGCAUUUCUUGGCUGCUUAUGAUUUACAUUUAAACUAUAAUGCAAAACAUAGAACUAAAUAGGCUUAUAUAUCUCCUAUCAAGGUUACAGAAGAAAAUAAAAAAAUACAAGUUGAAAGUACUGAGAAGAAGAAGAAGUCUAUGUUGUGGACAAAUAAUGUAUGCAUUUUAGAUUUACGUUUGUUAGUCGGUCAUAUUUCCAGUUUCAGUUGUACGCAUGAUAAAAGACGAAUAAUUUUUUAAAAUCUUGAAUUGAUGGUUAGUUUAUAGGCUCAAGCAUUCCAACUACAGAUUCCAGUUUCGUGUCCUCUGUUGUGGAAAAAGAGAAAGUGAAGCGUUUUGUUGAUAAUCAAAAUGAAGAAGCAGACGAAGAACCUGCACCUUUAAACUUGCAAGACUUCCCAAAACUAUGUGGAAAGAAAGAAAGCAAGAAACACCUAUCAAGCCAUGAUGAUAUUUUUGAUGUGUUGGUCAGUGACAAUUCACGUUGUUGUAAUUAUAAUCCCGACAGCCAUUCCCAUGACAAGGCAACGACAUAUUCAUUGAAUCCGCGCAUAGAUAGUGCUGAAUUUGAAAAUGAGUUGGAAGAGCCGAUCCAUUCCGGCACAACACAAGUAAAUGCAGACGAAAUCAGCGAACGUAAAAACCCCAUUCUUCGCAUGGUAAAUAACGAAUUAGCAGAUGAUGGUUGUAGAAGAAAAGGGGUAGAUAUAAAUUGUCAUAAAAAAGAAGACGACGAAGAAGAGAAAAGUACUUCAACCAAGCCUCGCGAAAACGUUGUUGGUCAACCGAAAACACCUGUUUGCGAUCGAACGUCGAAGAGAACUCGGCGUAUUCCAAAAGUCUAUACGCCACAUAGCAGCGAAGGUAAUGUGUACUGCUUCUGUCAAAGAGAGGAUGUGGGAUGGUAUAUAGUAUGCAGCUAUCAGUUCGCUGGUUGUCUUUUAUAUUACCACUCCAAAUGUGUUGGCCUAGAACAUUUAAAAUCUAAACGUGAUGGUGAAGCUUACAGCAAUUGCGAAGAUGGAGAUUCUUAUAUCUGUCCAUUGUGCAAUGAAAAACGUCGCACGGACGAGAACGUCGCGAAGAAUGAUGUGAAUGGAAUGGAUAUAAUCUCCAAAACCAAAAGCAAAAGCAGCGGGGGAAAAGUCUCAACCUUUCAUGAGUGCGUUGCAGAAUCGCCUACUGAAAAUGCAACAAAGGAAGGGCAGGAAAUAUUGGAUGACCAAAAACUAUAUACCGAACAACCGGAUUCAUCAGAUAUUGAUUGGUUGUCUGAUUUUGAAUUGCACCACGAUUCCGAUGUUCUUCUUGCAGAUAUUUUUGAUGAGGAUAGGUCACCCGGAGAAGACGAGUCAGCGUGUUCAGCAACUGAAGAUGUUGGAGAAGAUGAUAGGAAUUUAGUGAACAUGGAUAAAACUGUAAAUGAUAAGGCUCCUAAAUCUUGCACGGAACAACCGACGGUUGAAAAAUUGCCAGUUCCCCAUGAUACACUCAUUCGGAUGAUAGAUUGUCCAAAUUUGCCAUCAAAUAAGUAUUUCACGUCUUCAAUGCCGGCGGAAGCGACAUUUACACUAAGCGAAGAUGAAUGGAAUCGAUUAAAACCAACAAGUGAGAAUCCAGAUAAACUGCAAGCAGCUUGGACAAAUAUUAUUGCUACACGUAUGGCUUCCUCCAAUGAUUUUUGUGCGUUUAAGUUCCAAAAGCACUUUGUUCAAAAGCUCAACUCGCGCAAGAGGAAUUAUGGCCACGUCUUCAAAGCAUAUGGGAAAUGUAUGUUUAAUGAUUGCUCGUGUAAAUGCAUUGUGUAUAUGAAGAAAGACAAUGUCGAAACGAGGACUGUAACAGUGGUUUAUAGUGGGUAUAUCAAGCAUGCAGCAGGAGAAAGACAGUCACGUUAUAUCAAAGGAGACGAACGUGACGAAAUAAGGAAACUAUUUAAUAAAGGUCCUGACAAACCAUCAGUCGUAUAUCAAGAAAAGAAAAGUUAUCUUUCAAGCGACGCAAUGGCUUCGGGAAACAGGACCGGAUGUGGAAAUCAACCAGAAACAAUGCGUAAGAUUUCCAGUGAGGGUAAACAGAUGUCGCAAAUGGACAAAGAUCUUGGCAAUUCCUUAGAAAUGAUUCGACUAGAGCUGAUAAAGAAAGAGUCAUCACGAAAAAUUCCACCUUCUGCAGCACACGACGGCUUUGUUCAUACUAUUGGCAUAUAUCCGCUUGUUGUUCAUAUGUGGAAUGAAAAUCAGGUAAGAUUGUGGCACGGUAGAUGCAAGAAUGAUAUUUCAUAUUUGGAUGCAACUGGAACAUUGGUCGCAAAUCAUGGUGGAAAACGUGUUUUGUAUUAUGCAUUGGUAAUACGACAUCCUGUUGAAGGCGAACCUUCGUUACCUGUAGCCGAAAUGGUAACAAGUGACCAAAGUGCGGGGAACAUACGUGCGUUCAUCGAAAGAUUUCGACGAGACGAAUCUCGUUUGUACAAUGGUCACAUGUCUAUGCCUAGGCAAGUAAACACUGAUUAUUCUCGAGCGAUACUGCUGGCUGUACUUAAAGAAUUCAAUAACGAAACUAUGGUAAAUUUUUUGGCAAGAGCAUUCAGAAUCAUAAAUAGGAGAGAAUUGAAAACGGAUUUAAUGUUAACAAUGCCCCAUGUUGGUUGCAGUCAUUUUAUGCAUAUCGUUCACAGAAAGAUCAAACAGUUGUCUCGAGUCGAACGCACAAUUCUUAAUGAAAAGAAUGAUCAUUCUGAAGACCUUGUGAAAGAUGUAUGGUAUCGCUUUAACAUGUAUUCUAUGUCUUUGCUUGUGAACGCGAGAACUCUAUAUGAAUUCGAUACAGUCCUCGAAGAUGUUGCAAUUUGUUUAAGCAGUGAAACACAAACGGAUAUGUUACAAGCGGCAUAUCGGCGAGUAGACGGGCGAAUCAAGAAUAUGGACAAAGUUGGUGUCAAUAAACUUAUAACGGACUUCCCGAAGGAAAAGGUAGAUGCUAACGCACUGGAAGAACUCGAAGACUCAUUCGCUGCUAAAUCUUCAUUUUGCAAUCCAUUUGUCAAAUAUUUUGAGAAGAAGUUACAAGAUAUCGAGGAACGCGUUGCGCAAGAUUCAAUGCUAGCAGAUAACCAUGAAAAAACAAAUAGAAGUCAUUGCCCACCAUUCCUAGAAUUCAUCAUAAAGUAUAUUGCUGAAAUGCCAUUAUGGUCUGGCGUUUUACUUGGAAAGCUGGAAAGGUAUCAGACUAAAUUAAGUCAGAAUAAAAUCCAUGGGGACGAAACUCUAUUUUUAUCAUUUUCGUCUGCGAAUUCUAAAUCGGAAGGAUACAUCGAAAGUACAAUGAGAAAUUUGAAACAAGAAGAUUUUCCUGGGAGAAAACGUUUGAGAGCCGAUGUUUUUGUUCACGAAAAUUAUGAUAGAAUCAGAAGACGCGAGCGAAAUUAUGCUGACCGUUUACAUAUCCACUUGCUGCCACAAAAGAAAAGAAAAUAUCAAAAGAAAACGAAAAACGAUGAAAGUGAUAACGUUAAUUCCAGCGCGACAUCGGAAGAAAAGAGUUUUCACGAAGCUGAAGAAAACUGGGGGAAAAGAGAUCCGGAAACACCAAAAUUUAAUCCCAAAAUUGGACAGUAUCAGCAAUCACCAACCAUACCUCUUAGUGAAACUCCAGAUUUAAAAAAAACAAAGAAUAAAGCAAGAUCUCAGAAAGAUAAAGGCACAAAGGGACAACUGUCUAACGCCAACUCAGCCAACCAAAUAGACGAAAAUACAUGGAAGAAAAAUCGAGGUGUGAAAAGGAAACUUAACAACGCAAAAUCCGGUUUACCAUCUAAGCAGAGAAAAAAUGACGAUUUGCUAACUACAGGUCAUGGAAAGGAUACAGAUGAAGAAAAAGAUGAGAAAUGCAAACGACAACGAAAACGACAACAAAGAAGCGUUGAUCUGGAUAAGCCCUCAAAUAAGGAGAAUAAUGAUAGAUACAACCGUAAAGGAAAUCGCAAAAACUGCUCAAGUAUGAAAAGGAUCCGUAAACAAAGAAUGAAAAAGAAAGAAAGAGAAGAUAAGAUCAAGGAAUUAACCGAGUGGAUGUGGGAGGAUCAAGAUAACAAUCUGUCAACCGAUGAGAACACAAGAAAAGGGGAAAAUGUUUCGAAAUCAUCUUACAGUUCUAAAAGACGAAAAUGUAUCAAUCUGACGAAUGGUGUCAAUGAUGAAAGUGGCAAGAAGUACGAGAAGUUCACUGGCUUGGUAAACAAGAAAAAUGAUUGUUGGUUGAACUGUCUACUUCAAUGUUUUAACGCCUUACCUCUUCGUCGUAACUUACUAGAUGGAAUGAAGGAUGUGUGUGUUUCGAAUGUAACGGCUGCUAUAACAAAGGUGAUGAACGAUAUGGAUUGCAAUAAACACUCGUCCAUUUAUCCAGGUGAACUACAUUGUGUAAUGCAGAACCGUUACAAUAUAGUUGCUAACGAACAGCGUGAUAUACACGAGAGCUUCACGACAAUUUGCUCAGAUGGUGAAGAGACAGGCAUGAAUGACGUAGUUGCGAGUCACUUUCAUAUCGGAAGUCAAUUUAGAACAACUUGUAGGGAAUGUGGAUCAUUCAAAGAUGGAACGCCAGAAACUCACACGUCUUUAAUUGUGCAUGUAUUAAACGGGAUAGAUGAUCUGGAGAAGGCUAUUGAAACGAACAUGAAGGAGGAUAUAACUGUUAGGUGUAUUAAAUGUAAUAAAGACACAACGCACAUGCAAGUCCGAAACUUUGUAUUCCUUCCAGAAACGUUGGCGCUGUGCUUUACACGAUUUGAAGUAAAUAAUGGAAUUACACGAAAAAAUUCAGCGAAAGUCCAGUUACCCAUUGAACUGAAGCAAUUAGGGAAUAUGUCAUGCCAUUAUGAAUUUCGUUCCUUAGCUCUGCAUCAUGGUACUCAAAUUGAAAAUGGUCAUUAUAACGCCUUGGUUGUGGCCGAUUACGAGGUUUUCCUCUUAGACGAUGAAGUUAUCAGCGAAGUAACUGACGACUGGUUUUAUCGGGCUCAACGGACCGUAUAUUUGGCAUUUUAUACCAACAAGGGUCCUUCAUAUUCCUUAACAACGCACCUGGAAAAUGAAUUCUAUCCGAUGAAAACCGAAAACGAAAAUAAUAAACAGAAAGCAUCGCAUACUGAAGACAGAUGUCGAGAACGAGACAACUCCAAUGUGCGAAAUAAUUCGUCCGAUCCACGGUUUACGACUGUAGAUGAAAGAAUUAACCAGGUGUACGAUGCCUCACAGCGACACAAAAUAAUUUGCUCGCAUAAAAGUUAUUGUUUCGACGAAGACUUAAAAGGCGAAGAUUUCAAGACAUUAGAGUAUCCAGUGGAAAAUACGAGUUACUCAUUAGAAGACCCUGGGUGGUUAAAUGAUAAAAUUGUCGAUGCAUAUAUUUUGUUGUUAGUGGAAGCUGCUUCCAAAAAAGGAAUUCGCGUUCAAGCAUUAAAUUGCUUUUUCUACACACGUUUAAAAAAAUUUGCCAUUUACCUUGCGGACGAAGAAAAAUUGCUCCGCAUGAUACUUGAAAGAAAUGCCUUCACCAACUUUGAAGAAUGUGACUAUAUAUUGAUCCCAAUCAAUAGGAAUAAUCACAGUCAUUGGACAACGAUGGUUUUGGACAUUUGGAACUCGUCCAUUUACUAUUACGAUCCUAUCGGAAAAGGGAUUCAAAAUGAUACUGCGAUAAGCCUGAUAAGAUUCUUUUUCGAUGCAUUUUACAAGUGGCGUAAAACGUGCGAGGUCAGGAUUAAUUCCAAACUGAUAAUCAAAGAUUUCGAUGUGAUUUGGGAAAAUUCUUUUGACUGCCAGAAAGAUUCUUCAAGUUGUGGCGUUUUUGUUCUGAUGUACAUAAGUCACAAGCUUGGUUUGCUCACUUACGAUCCAGCAAGCGAAAUGAUAUCAAAAAUAAGAAAUUCGAUGGCUUUAGAACUAUUAAUCGGAAAGCAUUCUGCGAAACGUUGUCAAAAGUAUAAAGAAACCAGUAUUAAUAUGUUCGUGUGCUACUUCAUACAAACAAGAGAUUGGAAAAGAAGUGACAUUAUAUUGUAA
This is a messenger RNA of Paramuricea clavata, 15791 nucleotides long. The record is from the annotation of a GenBank genome assembly. NCBI's taxonomy places the organism in Eukaryota, Metazoa, Cnidaria, Anthozoa, Malacalcyonacea, Plexauridae.